AUGAUUUGGGAAGGCUCAAAGAGGAAUCAACUGAUUCUUGGAACCCCAUUCCUUGCUACAGCUGGAGCGGUCCUAAACUACUUUGGGAAUCAUCUAUCUUUUGGCCACAUCCGGCAAGAUAUCUUUUUCCCAAGUGUAAAUUUCAGGUCAGUGCCAAGUGCGACCAAGCUACCACCAGAAGAAGCCACUCUCAUUACCAAGAAAGAAGCUAUGCUGCAUGGAGAAAGAAGAGAGAGAAUCAACUCCAUCUCACUUCCAACCUUUGAUGAAUAUGGAGCUGAAGAGGAGACUAAUGGUGCACCUAAUCUCUUUCACAAGAUAAGAAUCUUUACACCAAAAGAUUCGGAGCUUAAAGGUGACCAAUCCAUUGAAGAGAAGCUUGAGAGAACUAUGAAGCUUUUCCCCAAGGCAUUGGUUUUCAAAGAUGAUGUGAGAGAUGACUAUGGCGCGCAACACCACCACAAGAAGCCACUGAACCGGAGAAUGGAGAAGCUAAAGGGAUCCUUUGCCCUUCAGCCACUCUUCACCACGAUUGAAAGAAAGAGAAGGAGUCAAGCUAAAUGA
This is a messenger RNA of Microthlaspi erraticum, 564 nucleotides long. The record is from the annotation of a GenBank genome assembly. NCBI's taxonomy places the organism in Eukaryota, Viridiplantae, Streptophyta, Magnoliopsida, Brassicales, Brassicaceae.